Paracoccidioides lutzii Pb01 is the source of this 2652-nucleotide messenger RNA. RefSeq lists its product as hypothetical. The record is from RefSeq and is a predicted model, not a curated record. Bases 1 to 2652 code for a protein of 883 amino acids. Gene Ontology annotation, molecular function: phosphopantetheine binding; catalytic activity. Gene Ontology annotation, biological process: amino acid activation for nonribosomal peptide biosynthetic process; secondary metabolite biosynthetic process. Gene Ontology annotation, cellular component: cytoplasm. The transcript has 5 exons.
AUGUGUAUGGACCGCUCUCCUGAAUUCAUUGCAACCAUUCUCGCAAUCUUGAGGUCGGAGGCGGCUUCCGUCACACUCGAUCCGGACGGGUCUCCGGAAAGAAAUUGGGUCAUUGUGGAAGACUGCAAUGCGGAUCUUGUGGUCAAUACCCCAGUGGAUGGGACCGAGGCAAUGGAUGGUCCCACUCUCACACUAGUACCGCAGCUUAUUACAGUCGAACGGGGCCGUACCUUACAGCAGCAGGUUAUCAAAACAGUGAACCAUUCCCUAUGGGACAUUGUUCGAUAUUCCCAAUAUGGGCUUAAAAGGGUCAUUAACGCUGCUGGCCACCAAGACUCUGAACUCGACACGACGGUUAACAUUGCUGUGAAUGAGGCAGAUACCCCCGAGAAUACAAAGCAAAUUUUUCAGCCCCUGGGGUCUCGCCCUGUCUGGCAAACGGAAUUCACAACUCUCAAUAUUGAGGAGACAACUUCAGGCAUAGAACUUCGUCUCUCAUCUCGCAUGUCCCUUGAACUCGUCAGUGAGAGGGAAGAAGAUUUCUUUUUGGCAGAAUUUUCUCCGCAACCCAGCGUUCGGGCGCUUCAUGGUCAGUUUGAGUUGAUGGCACAACAACAUCCCUCGAAAAUUGCAGUGCAAUUCGAAACAAAAGAACAAAUCCCCCUAACCAUAGUUUUAAUCCUGUCCCUCCUAAAGCUUGGAGCAGCUUACCUUCCCGUCAGUCCUGAGAACCCUCUGAAUUGGAAUCUAUUCGUGGCACUCGAAGCUAACGCCAAAAUAGCCCGCACGGAAAUCAAACACAGUGAAUAUUUUCCAGCAGAAAAAUUAAGCUCUAUAUUUUUGGAUCAAGUUAACCUAGGGGAUCACUCUGCAUUGAAGCCAGAUGUUGAGGUUCGCUCAGAAGAUGCUGGAUAUCUCAUCUGUACGUCCGGCAGCACAGGUGUUCCGAAGGCAGUUGCUGCCAUUAAUAUCGUCAGCCACCUCCGCAAGGAUGGACAUCUAAUAUCUGCAGGAGACGUUCUCAAGUUCCCAAGUCUCAAAGAGAUGGCCGAGCGCAUGCGCGAAGAAAACGUCAAAGAUACGGAUGUGGAAAAGGCCACCUUCAAGGCUCCAGAUGAGAUUCGAUCUGCUAUUUCAACGUCUGGCCUUUUCCCUGAAGACUACGAGGAUAUUUACCCAUGCCCUCCCGGCCUAACGGAAUUUCUGACACAAGGUCACCGGCUCGCAUCUUUUUGGUGUCUAAUGACCAUUCGUUCUACGAACAAGGGAACUAACAUUGAGAUGUGGAUUGUUCAUAGCGGAAAAUGGUACGGAGUGGUUCUGAAGGAUGCCACCCCAAUCGCCGAAAUCCAUUCUCCCACUUCCCAAGCCGAAAAACAACAGAUCCUCGAGCGAAUCUGGAAAGGGGAAUUCAUUUUUAGCAGACCCGUCAUUCGGUAUGCUCUUCUACAAUACCCAGACGGGAACCUCGAAGUGGUUACAAAGAUGGACCAUGGGCUCUAUGACGGUACUCUUCUGCGUAUCUUCGACACGCAUUUCCAAACCUACCAGCAAAACACGCCAGUGGAAGAAUUUACCUCCUUUCGCUCAUUCGCCCACCAUGCAUGGCAAAGUGAGAGAGCCCCUGCGCUCGAGUUUUGGACACAGCCUUCCAAGCGCCCGAUAGGAUUCAAAUUCCCCCAAGUACCCCAGGGGACUCAGCCACAGGUAAACAACGUCGUCUUCUUGACAACUGAUAUCCAACUGGACCUCCUGGUAAGAGCGACUGGAGCAACACCAUCAAUUGUCUUCCAGGCAAUUUUCCAAAUCUGGCUUGCUCACCACAGCCACAGGAAGGAUAUUGGUUUCGACUAUUUAUACACAGGGAGGAAUGUCGACCUUCCAAACCCCCAAUCGAUAAACGGGACCUACGCCAAUUUCCUUCCAAUGAGGUCCACCGUGUUCCUCGACGACAAUGGCCAAAACAGUUUGGAUUAUUCGGAUUUGGACUCCAUCUCAGCACCACCACCACUAACCGCAUCCAACUCCUGGCACAGCUACCUCCAAACCACCCAAGAUGUUUUCUGGCAAUACACAGAACACUACACCAUGGGUCUCGAAGACAUAUACGCCGCCUGCUUCACAACCCGCGAACUUGCACUAAACAACACACUCUUCCUCUUCCAGCCCUUUGAGCCGAAACGGGCACAGGCACCAACCACUUCCAACUCCCCCUCAACACCCAGCCAGGAUCAAGAACUCCUGAAGUGGAUCGUCAUGGCAGAGUCGCAGGUGACCAUGCCACAGCCGUAUGCGCUUGUAACGGAAGUUACGAAGACGGCCAGUGGUGGACACAGGUUCAGGUUUAUGUUUGAUGACAUGGCUAUCAGUAGGGAGGAGGCGGAGAGAGCUUGUUUUGCUAUGGCAAAGAUGCUGGUCCGGGCUGUUGAGAUGGGGUCGGGGAAUGAGAAAGAGGGCCGGGUUCGGGAUAUGAGGAUUGGGGAUUUGGGGAGGGGAUUGUUGCAUGAAGGCUUGAGUUGGAUUCGGGGUGUUUCUUUUCCCCUUUUGCUUAUAUUUGCCCCCCCUUCUUCUCUUGUUUCGGCUUUCAGGGGCUUUUUCAUUGUUGUUAAAACUUAUUUGUUGGUUAUGCAAUGCAGAGACGACCAUUAUUAG